Molecule: messenger RNA, 4289 nt
Organism: Chaetomium strumarium
Lineage: Eukaryota; Fungi; Ascomycota; Sordariomycetes; Sordariales; Chaetomiaceae
Product: armadillo-type protein
Exons: 4
Coding region: 324-4289 (1321 amino acids)
Biological process (GO): mitotic sister chromatid cohesion; DNA repair
Cellular component (GO): chromatin; nucleus
Source: RefSeq, a predicted model, not a curated record
AUUAUCAGCACGACAGCAUCCAUUCACCAGCACCAUUACCACAGGCCGAUGAGUUACCAGGCGCGGCCCAGCGCAAUCCCACGACGCGAGUAGCGCGGUCCCAGAAGCGGCACACUGGCAAAUCCAAUCGGUCUGCCGCACGUCGAUUAUUCCAGCAGGUCUGCGAAGCGCCAAUUGCCAGUCGACGUCGCACACGCGCUGCUGUGCGCCGACUCGCCCCCGCUCCCGUUUGUCCGCCUCACGCCUGAUUCAACUCUCAUCAUUCACGCAAUCGCAAUUUGGUCUGAACAGUUCGGCAACACCACUGAAGAUCCUCGCGUGCCAUGGCGCCUCGACGGAGCGCGGCCGCUGAGGCUGAGGAGCCGGACUCGCAGACCGGGAUGGCGCAGCUGCAGUUCAACGAGCCACUGACAUGGCGACCUGGAAAGCCGAUUCCCAUCGACACGCUCCUAAAGAGGCUCGAUCGUUUGGCCAAGGAGCUGGCGGACUUGGAUCAGGAAAACACCGACCAGAGCUCGCUCACCAAGGUCGCCAAGGAUGUCGCAUCACACCAGCUCUUGAAUCACAAGGACAAGGGGGUGAGGGCAUAUACGGCCUGCUGUGUCGUCGAUAUCCUCAGACUUUGCGCCCCUGACGCGCCCUUUACCCCGUCCCAGCUGAAGGAUUUCUUCAAUCUUACUGUCACCUCUAUCAUCCCCUCCCUCUUCGACCCUUCCAACCCCUACAACAACCAGCACGUAUAUUUGCUGCGCUCUCUGGCCGAGAUCAAGAGUAUUGUGUUACUGAACGACGUGGACGGGAGUGAGAACCUCCUGCUCCACCUCUUCUCUACCAUCUUUGAUGGCGUGUCAGGGUCAAAGUCGGCGUCCGGAGAGCAGGUUUCGAGGGAUGUGGAGCAUAACAUGCAAGAGUUGUUGGCUUUGCUUGUAGACGACGCGGCCAGUCUCCCCGCAAAGGUGGUGGAUGUCAUGAUGGCCCAAUUUCUCCGAGCUGCCCCUCCUGGCAGUGGUAGGGAGAGACACAACCACGUCCAGAUCGACGAUAAUCAGGCCACGCUCCUGGCCAAGGAGGAACCGGAGGCGUACCAGAUGGUGAAGCAGCUGUGCCACGAGCAACCCGAUAAGAUGGCCCGGUGCGUCAGCCAGUAUUUCAGCGACGUUAUUGUGGACGCAACGAGCUUUGCCGGGAGGUCUGGCGUCCAUGGGGAUGGAGACGACGUCGAGGAAGGCCCCGCUGGCCCGUCCGAGUCAGAUCUGAGGGAGUUGAGGAAAGCACACACGCUUAUCCGGGAGAUCUGGAAGGCGGCGCCCGAGAUUCUCCAGAAUGUUGUCCCUCAAAUUGACGCUGAGCUCUCUGCCGACAACACGCACCUGCGCCAGCUUGCGACGGAGACGCUGGGUGACAUGAUAUCAGGUAUUGGUGCAGCCGGACCACCGCCUCCCCCGACGCUGGACCCGGCUGCCUAUCCGCCCCUCAUGUUGGAUGAAGACGAUAAAGCCGAGGCUCCCGCCGAAAACGUCCUCACGACGCCGCUCUCCGCCAUCUCCUUUUCACAAGCACACAACUUGACCUUCCACAACUUCCUCAGCAGGAAGAAUGACAAAUCCCCAGCCAUCCGUGCUGCCUGGACGACCACCGUUGGUUACAUUGUUGCAACGUCGGCUGGCUGGAUCGGGCUCGGGCGCGAAGAUGAGACGGCAUUGAUUCAGGGCAUCGGCGAAAAGCUCUCAGACAGUGAUGAGAAGGUCAGGCUAGCUGCAGUCAAGGCCAUCGAGUGCUUCAGCUUCCGGGACGUUAUCAUGAAGCUCGGGGCCAACGGAGGUGUCGCUAAGGAGGGCUCCGUUUUGUCCACUCUCGCCGACCGCUGCCGUGACAGGAAGCCGGCUGUGAGAGUUGCCGCCAUGUCCCUUCUGGGCAAGCUCUGGGGCGUCGCAACCGGAGAGCUGCUCGCCAAGAACGAAGCAGUCACGGCAGCUCUCGGGGCUGUCCCGAGCCGCAUCUACAAUGCCUUCUACGCAAAUGAUCUCGAGCUCAACGUCCUGCUCGACCGCGUCAUCUACGAAUGCCUCGUGCCACUCUCGUAUCCGCCGCAAAAGAAGAGUCCCAAGAAUGCCGCUUCCAACGGGAAUUCACAAUCGCAAAGCUUAGGUACGCCGGCUCCUGACCCAGACGCGGUACGGGCGGAGAGGAUACUACUACUGGUACGCUCUCUCGACAACCCGGGCAAGAAAGCCUUCUUUGCCAUGCAAGCAAGGCAGCCACAGUUCGCCCAUGUCCUUCAGUCGUACAUAAAGCAAUGCGACCUGUUCAACGGAGGCGUCAUCGAUGGGGAUGCCACCAAAACGACUGCCAAUCUCAACAAGACAAUUCAGUACAUCGCCCAGUUUCUCCCCGACGACGCCAAAACCAAGCAGGAUCUGUAUAGGUUUGCCAAGAUCAACGAUCGCCGCAACUACAACCUGAUCAAAUACGUCGUUGGCCAAGAGCAUGACUUCAAGACAGUUCACAAUGCGCUCAAGGAGCUGAUGAAGCGCAUCCAGACCAGCAAGGAUCCCGGCAUUCGCGACACACUGUUACCUCUGCUGUACCGGUCAGGUUGUCUGUUGUUCAAUCGCAGCCACUUGUCUACUAUCAUGGAAUACUCGAGGUCAGACAAAGACGGCAUGGGAGCGGCGGCCCAUGAAAUCCUGACCGAGAUAUCUCAGCGGAACCCGGACCUAUUCAAGACACACAUCGGACAGCUUUGCAAGGAUCUGGUUGAUCAGGCUCCCACAGCGACGCAGGUGAAUGAUCCUGCAGUUGUCCAGACCUUGAAGGCCUGCUCUGCAUACGCUCAGAAGUACCCCAAGGAUGUGCCGGUGGACAGGGAGUUCAGGCGGACCAUGAUCAGUUAUGCCCUCUACGGCCAGCCAUCAAGAGCCGCCAAGUAUGCGGUGAACAUACUGCUCGCCAAAAAGGACGAUAACAGCAUGAUCAGCGCGACCGACCUUCUCACAAAGACUCUGAAAGACUGGACAUAUGGGUCAAAAACUUUUCUAAAUAAGCUUGCCGUCGUGGGCCUGCUUGAGCUCCUCGCGCCCAAGGUCACCGAAGAUGCGGAAGAUAAGAUUCUGAACAUGGCGGUCCAGCAAGUGCUUCUCGAGACGCGGACGGACGCCAGUGACGGCGACGAAGAUUGGGUUGACGAUGCACGGCUGGACGAGGAAUGCCAAGCCAAAUGUCUGGCUCUCAAGAUUCUCGCGAACAGGUUGAGGAGUAUGGACGACAUUGACGAGGCGAAGGAGAAGGCGAAACCAGUCUGGAAACUCUUCAUGAAGUUGAUAAGGUCGAAGGGGGAGCUUUCCAAGACCAAGGAGACGCCCAAGCACCACAGGUCACGGUUGAGACUGCUUGCGGCACAGCUGCUUCUCAAGCUGUGCAGGCUGAAGCAUUUUGACGAGAUGCUCUCCGCUGAAGACUUUGACGCCCUCGCUCUCACGACCCAAGAUGCUGUCCAAGAGGUCCGUCACGGGUUUGUCCGGAAACUGCAAAAGUACCUCGCAGAUAACAAGUUGCGGUCUCGGUUCUACACCAUCGUCUUCCUGAUGGCGUUUGAGCCGAGCGCGGAGUUCAAGCAGCGGACCGAGACUUGGAUCCGAUCGCGGGCGCGCCAAUUUCAGGAGAACAAGCAGCCCGUGCUCGAGGCCGUCAUGGCACGACUCCUAUCUCUCCUCGCGCACCAUCCUGACUACAGCGCAGAUUUGGAUGAAUUGGUCGACCACGCCCGGUACCUACUCUUCUAUGUGAGCCUUGUCGCGACGGAAUCCAACCUGGGCCUGAUCUACAAGUACGCCGAGCGAGUUAAGCAGACACAAGAUGCGCUAGACUCGGGUAGCGAUAAGCACCAGGUGUUGAGCGAUCUGGCGCAAGCGGUCAUCCGGAAAUGGCAGGAAAAGAAGAACUGGGUGUUCAAAGUCUAUCCGGGCAAGGUCGGGUUGCCGGUCGGCCUGUAUACGGCGCUCAGGUCGCACGACGAGGCGCAGGCCAUUGCGGAGAAGCAGUUCGUGCCAGACGGGAUUGAUGAGAAGCUUGACGAACUCCUCAGGGCGAUGGAUCGCAAGAAGAAGCGCAAAUCCGUUGACGACCGCGCGGAAUCCAACCAAGCCUCCAAGAAGGCGCGCAUCCAAUCCAGAACCUCCACCCAGCCAAAGGAAUCCAAAGCCGCAGCGAAGGGCGCAGCUCACAAGAAAUCCAGGGCUACCCCGAAGACGAAGAAGACUGCCUCGAGCAAAGCAAAGAAAGCACUCUGA